ACACCGCAGCCGAGCUUUUGGCGUGCGUAAAAGUUGUGCGUAAAGCUCUCCUGGACGCGAAAUGAAGAGAUCACCGAGUUAUUUACGAUCCUUGAAACUUUCAUAAUGACAAUACGCGCGCUCGUGCGCGACACAUGGCGUUUUGAUCCCACAAUCAAAGUGAGGAAAUCGCUGUUUCACAGCAGCGCAGCUUCUUUUUUUUCGCUCCCACAAAGGAAGUGUAUAUCUGGAUCAACUUUUAGGACUUUUAUUGUACAAUAAUCUUUGCAUAACAACUGUUUCUUCUUCUUUUAUUUUUUUUUUCCUUCUCUCUCCCCCCGCAAGCGUCACCUCAGGCACUGCGCAUGCGCGCUGGCUGCUCGCUGUCAACGAGACAUUUUUCUUCACGUUGGAAACUGUCACUGGUGACGUCAAUCACCGAGCUCUGACCAAUUAGAGCACAGGAUGAUUGUUUAGCUCCACGGGCUGCAGCGCCUACCAUGAAUCUCUAUUCAGUAUCAAAGCGUCCUGCUGCUGCCUCUCAGCCGAAUGGGAUUCCAUUGUAGUCUGCAGAUAGACUUAACUUUACAAACUUUUUUUUCAUUUUAUUUGUUUUCCCAUUGCGAUUAAAAUAUAUUUGUCAUCAUCAUUAUUAUUUUGCCUGCUGUCAAGUUAUUCUAAAAUUAGGAAGUAAUGAGCGUGGAUGCAUUGGGAAACCCCGUGAUGGACCCUACGUUUUCCAAACGGAACACGGCGCUGAGAUUAGUUGACUUGGCAGGGGCGCACCACCAUCACCAUCAUCACCACCAUACCCCUCAGAGCGUGACAGGCUUCCCGGGGUUCAGCAGCCAUCCACACUCAAUGGCUCACUCGCACCCUGGGGAGAUUACUGCGGAACCCCGCCUGGGGCCGAGUCCAUUCGGGCCAGAACACAUGGGGCACUCCGCGGCCCUCAAAAUCAGCCCAGCCCAUCAUUAUCCCCACCACCAUCACCACCACCACAAUCAUCAUAUGGCAGGCCACAGUGAAGUGGUCUCCAGUCAAACGGGAGCGUUUGGCCCGGUUCAGGCGACAUCGGUGCCAUAUUCUAUGUCUCACACGGCCCAGGCUUUAUCCGCAGGUAGGGACUUCCUCAUCCGGAGAGAUCUGACAGCUCCAGCCAUGCCCGUACUGACUGACCAGACUGCUGGUUCAGCCUCUCACCACGGAAUGCUUGUCUCAACAACAGGUAGCUAUCCGGGACACUACGGCCAUCACGCCGACGCCGGGAGCCUCUUCUCCGGACUCCAUCACGACCAGCCGUCCGGCGGAUCCAUGGGUGGCCAAGCGCUGAAUGGACAAAUCAGGUUAGGACUACCUGGAGAAAUGUACGUUCGGUCUGAUCACCUGAGUCAAGUGGCGAGCUCCAGGGCUGAUCCGUUCUCCGCUUCGCCUUUGCACGGCUAUGGCGGUCUGAAUCUGAACAUGAACCUCGGCGCGCACCAUCACCACCAUCACCACCACGGAGCCGCCGGCGCCUUUUUCCGCUACAUGAGGCAGCCGAUAAAGCAAGAGCUGAUCUGCAAAUGGCUGGAGCCGGAGCACUCGCCGAAGAAACUUUGCUCCAAAACUUACAGCACCAUGCACGAGCUGGUUACGCACGUGACGGUGGAGCACGUCGGAGGACCGGAGCAGGCGAACCACAUUUGUUUUUGGGAAGAGUGUCCCAGGGAAGGCAAACCGUUUAAAGCCAAGUACAAACUGGUAAAUCACAUACGAGUACACACCGGGGAAAAGCCGUUCCCGUGCCCGUUCCCUGGCUGUGGGAAAGUGUUUGCAAGAUCCGAAAACCUCAAAAUCCACAAAAGGACGCACACAGGUGAGAAACCCUUCAAAUGUGAGUUUGACGGAUGCGACAGACGCUUCGCCAACAGCAGCGAUCGCAAAAAACACUCCCACGUGCACACCAGCGACAAACCGUACAACUGCAAAGUGCGAGGCUGCGACAAGUCCUACACGCACCCGAGCUCCCUGCGGAAGCACAUGAAGGUGCACUGCAAGUCCCCCCCGCCCAGCUCGGGCUACGAGUCCUCCACUCCGUCCCUCGUGUCCCCUUCCUCGGACUUGGGCCGGGAGCCAGCGGCCUCCUCGGUGCUGUCGGAGCCGGCGGGAGCCUCCCAGCCGGCCAAUUUGAGCGAGUGGUACGUGUGCCACAGUUCAGGUGCCAGCGGAGCGCAGACACCACCCAGCGGGCCCUCCACACCCGACCCGGCGGAGGAGCCUCCUUACAGACACCCAGAACCGAGGGACGCGUUUUAGCGCAAAAGCGAGUUGACAUUUGGUGCCUAAAAUAGCGCAUGCAGGUCCGCGCUUUGCGGAUGAAGACACAGCAUGCGCAAAAAAAAAAAAAAAAAAAAACUUACAGACGUUCAAAGAAUUUAUUUUCAAAGCUCUGCUUGGCUCGGUGCCGACAGAGAACUGACUGGGUCCCCGUGUAAACCCGCGCGACUGUGUGC
This is a messenger RNA of Thalassophryne amazonica, 2474 nucleotides long. It is a transcript of the gene zic4, whose product is annotated as zic family member 4. The record is from RefSeq and is a predicted model, not a curated record. The transcript is spliced from 2 exons. Gene Ontology annotation, biological process: central nervous system development; regulation of transcription by RNA polymerase II. Gene Ontology annotation, cellular component: nucleus. Gene Ontology annotation, molecular function: RNA polymerase II cis-regulatory region sequence-specific DNA binding; DNA-binding transcription factor activity, RNA polymerase II-specific. Lineage: Eukaryota; Metazoa; Chordata; Actinopteri; Batrachoidiformes; Batrachoididae. Bases 673 to 2277 code for a protein of 534 amino acids.